Egretta garzetta (little egret) is the source of this 3377-nucleotide messenger RNA. Its product is annotated as toll-like receptor 2. The transcript is spliced from 2 exons. The record is from RefSeq and is a predicted model, not a curated record. Gene Ontology annotation, cellular component: membrane. Gene Ontology annotation, biological process: immune response; inflammatory response; toll-like receptor signaling pathway. The coding region runs from base 280 to 2904 and encodes 874 amino acids. NCBI's taxonomy places the organism in Eukaryota, Metazoa, Chordata, Aves, Pelecaniformes, Ardeidae. Gene Ontology annotation, molecular function: triacyl lipopeptide binding; protein binding; transmembrane signaling receptor activity.
AAGCCUGGUGGGCGGCAGCGGGGGUUUAAACACCACCAGGUUGCUCACCUGAAGGUCUGCGCUUGCAUUUUCCCCUAAUAAAUACACGGACUGUAGGCGUCAGGGAACUGGUGACGGAGAGACCCGGGGCAGGAGAGGAGCUGGGCAGCGACGCUACCAGGCAAUAGGAAGUCUCCAAGGAUGAAGGACGCACGGAGCAGUGACCUCUCCUGGUGCAGGCUGCCUCGUACAAGCCUCUGAAGUUGUACUGCAAAGCAAACUUUUCCUUACUCCGACAGGAUGAGGAUCCUUAUUGGAAGCCUUCAUUUCUACUUCAUUUCUUUCUUAUUCAGUGGAGCAAAGGGAUUCCUAACUCUGAGGACACCCACAGCCUAUACCUUCCCAUUUUAUAACUACUCCUAUUUAAACCUCUCUUCCGUAUCAGAAGCACAAGCUCCAAAAACAGCAAGAGCUCUCAAUUUCUCACAUAACUUAAUUGAACAAAUAACCAAGAGAGACUUGGAAGGUUUUGACACGCUGGAAGUUUUAGACCUUUCCUACAAUCGGAUUAAGGACAUCGAACCCGGUGCGUUCGAGAGGCUGCUCAGCCUCGUUUCUCUGAAUUUAUCAUUUAAUGAUAAGAAGCUUCUUGUACUGGGUCUUCCACCCCACCUGAAGCUCUUAACCAGUAGCGAAGCCUCAGGGUCUUUACAGCUUUUAAAGGAUUUGGACAAAUCACCAGGGGCUGCUCUGGAGCCCUCUGCAUCCGCCAAGGAGCUGCCCCAUUCCGGAGGGCUGCCUGCCCGGCAAAACGUUCAUCCGAGGCUCCGACGAGGUACAGAGAAUCUUCUUCGACGAGCAGAGAAAAACACAACGGUCUCUCCCAUGGCCACAUUAAGGCCUAAUUUCUGCGGAGCACCAGUAAAUGGGAUACUCAAUCUGUCGAACAGCAAACUCUCUGAGGAAGAGCUGAUGUUAAAACUGGAUCCAGAUGCCUGCCAAGCUCAGCUGGACGCUAUCUUGGAGCUUGACAUUAGCCACAGUGACCUGGAAAUGGAUCUGCUGUCGCUGUUCGUUCUGUUUCUGCCCAUGAAAAACGUGCGGUCCAUUGAUGCCAGUUACAACAAAUUAACAAUUAACAUUCUAGACGCCGAGGCGAUCUGUAACUUCCCGCUCAGCAAGGUGUUGUUUUUAAAUAUUAGCAACAACCCCAUAAACAGCUUGGAUACGCUGUGCCUGCCUUCAACCAUCAGGGCAAUUGACUUGUCCUUCACAAACAUAAGCCAAAUACCCCCAAAUUUUGCUAAGAAGAUGUUUAACUUAGAAAACAUGUACGUUCAAGGAAAUCACUUCAUAUACACUGUACGCCCAGAAACCCCUAACGCAGUUCCAGAAGUCCCCCCCGGAACUGUACGCAUCAACGCCAUUUCGUUCGUCAGAAACCAGGCCGGUACACCCAUCGAGAGCCUUCCCAAGAAAGUGAAACGCCUGAAAAUGUCCAACUGCUCCAUCGUAGAACUGCCAGAGUGGUUUGCUGGCACAAUGGAAGAAUUAGUAUUUUUGGAUCUUAGCAGCAACCGGAUUUCCAUGCUUCCUGACUUACCUCCCUCCCUGCAGCAUCUCGACAUAAGCAACAGCGAUAUUAAAAUAAUACCCCCUAGUUUUAACUCCGUCUCCAACUUAACAAUACUUAGUAUCCAAAAUAACAAAAUUACGGAUAUGCAUCCUGAGCAUUUCCCGUUGACUUUAACAAAAUGCGAUAUUAGUAAAAAUAAGUUGAACAAGUUGUCGUUAACAGACGCCCUGGAGAAACUCCAAUAUCUCAAUGUUUCUGGCAACCUGAUCACCAGACUGGAACCCACUGGCAACCUUUCUGCGCUCGCUAACCUGGACAGUAGCCACAACCUAAUUUCAGAAGUCCCUGAUCACUUUGGGAAAUCUCUUCCAAUGCUGAAAUAUUUUAAUUUAUCGGGGAAUAAGAUCUCCUUUCUACAGCGUGGUGCUCUCCCGGCCUCUCUGAUUGAGCUUGACAUUAGCGACAACGCCAUUACUACCAUAGUGGAGGACACUUUUGGCCAGUUAACCAGUUUGAGCGUUUUGACUGUUCAAGGUAAACAUUUUUUUUGUAACUGUGACUUGUACUGGUUCGUGAACGUGUACAUCCACAACCCGCACCUGCAGAUAAAUGGCAAAGGCAAUCUCUGGUGCAGCUUCCCACCAGACAGAAGGGGCUCGUUGGUGGAGAGCAGCAACCUCACGCUUCUGCGCUGCUCCCUGGGUGUCCAGAUGGCCGUUACAGCUUGCGUGGCCGUCCUGGUUGUUUUGGUGCUAACAGGCUUAUGCUGGCAGUUCGACGGGCCGUGGUACGUGCGAAUGGGUUGGUACUGGUGCAUGGCGAAGAGGAAGCAGUACGAGAAGAGGCCAGAAAACAAGCUCUUUGAUGCCUUCGUUUCAUACAGCGAACAAGACGCAAACUGGACCAAAGAGAAUCUACUGGAAAAAAUGGAAGCUGACGGAUUCAAGAUCUGUUACCACGAGAGGGAUUUCAAGCCAGGGCAUCCUGUGCUUGGUAACAUUUUUUACUGCAUAGAGAACAGCCAUAAAGUCCUUUUUGUUCUCUCUCCCAGUUUUGUAAACAGCUGCUGGUGUCAGUAUGAACUGUAUUUUGCUGAGCACCGGGUCCUGAAUGAAAAUCAGGAUUCCCUCAUCAUGAUUGUGCUGGAAGACCUCCCGCCCCACAGCGUGCCGCAGAAGUUCAGCAAACUCAGGAAGCUGCUGAAAAGAAAAACCUACUUGAAGUGGAGCCCUGAGGAACGCAAACAGAAAGUGUUCUGGCAUCAGCUAGCUGCUGUCUUACGAACAACCAACGAACCACUUAUGAGAGCGGAAAACGGAUCCGCUCGGGAUACGUACGAGUUGGAAUGAGAUGUGAGAACGUGUAAAGGUUGUGCCUGGGAAGCCUGCGGUUAAAUAAAAGCGUUUCUGUGUUUACCUCCUGCAAAGGCUGCUGUGUUGCAGUGGGGGUUUGUCUCGGAUCAGUGCCAGGAGAGAUCACUACUGGGUUGGUAGCACGCGCGUUAGUCCGUCCGAUGAAAGAAUCCGAAGGGCUGAGAGCUGAGCACUUUAAACAGCCUUUUCCUCCCGGGUGCUUGGUUCUCUUCAGCUAUUUCCAGCAUUUCCUAAAAUGCUGUAAUGUCACCUGAAAGGAAGAACAGCUCGAGUCACGCUGCAUGUCCUAACCCUGGUUUUGGGAUUAUUGCAGAAAGAAUGGAACGUGAGGUCAUUCAGAGGGAAAGCUGCAGUUCAGAUUCUUGGUUCUAGUCCAGCUUAAGACAGGAACACAGAGCGUGUACACGUAAGAAAACCACAAACCACCACACCACACAGGUAUCACUUUC